UGCCUGGGAGCCUGAAAGCCCCAUCCGGGCAGAUGAUCAGAUUUCUGAAACUACUUCCACAACCCCCCAGACACGAAUGAUGACUCCGAAGGCAGUUGCCUUGGUUCUCAGCCUCUUGGCCAUCACAGGGGCCCAGGCCAAUAUCAACGCUGACCAGGUGGCGGACGUGGUCUGGAACUACUUCACCCAACUGGGCAGCAAUGCCCAGGAGACAGUGGACCAGCUCCAGCAGUCAGAGAUCACCAAGCAGCUGAACGCCCUCCUCCGGGAUAACCUCCAGGCCGUCCACACCUACGCUGACGAACUGAAGGAGCAGCUGAUUCCCUUCGCCACCAACGUGCACGCCCGGCUGGCAGCCGACUCCGAGAAACUGAAGGAGCAAAUCCGCCAGGAGGUGCAGCAGCUCCGCGCCCGGAUCGUCCCACAUGCCGACGAGGUCCACCAGCAGAUCAACAAGAACAUCCAGGAGCUGCAGGCCAGGCUGGCCCCUUAUGCCGAGGAGCUGCACGCCCAGGUGAACAGAAACGCUGCAGAGCUGCGCAAGCAGCUGGAGCCCCUGGCCCAAGAGCUGCAGGCCAAGGUGCAGGAGAACAUUGGCAGCCUCCGGGCCUCCCUGUCCCCCUACGCCGACGAGCUGCAGCAGCAGGUCAACCAGAAGGUGGAGGACAUCAAAGGGCAGCUGACUCCCUAUGCUGAUGACCUGAAGGCCAAGGUGGACCAGACCAUGGCCGAUCUGCAGAGUAGCCUGUCUCCCUACACCCAGGAUGUCCAAGCCCAGCUGGACCGCCAGCUGGAGGUGCUGUCCUUCCAGAUGAAGAAGAGCGCCGAGGAACUGCGGGCCAGGCUCCUGGAGGGGACCGAGGAGCUGCGGCUGAAGCUGAGCCCUCUUGCCCAGGAACUGAGGGAGAAGCUGCAGGAGGACACGGCUGGCCUGCGUGAGUCUCUGACUCCCUUCGUGGAAGGCCUGAGUGGGAAGAUCGACCAGCAGAUCGAAGAGUUCCGCCAGACCGUGGGGCCCUACGGGGAGAACUUCAACAAGCUCCUGGUGCAGAAGGUGGAGGAGAUGAGGCAGAAGUUGGAGCCCUAUGCUGGCGAGGUAGAAGAUCACAUGAGCUUCCUGGAGAAGGACGUGAGGGACAGGUUCACUUCCUUCUUCAACACCGUCAAGGAGAGUGGAAACUAAAGGGGCCCCUUUCCUCUUUAUGUAGCCCAUAAUGGUAAAAGGCGCCUUUUAUUUCUGACACCACAGCUCCAGCAUGCCUUGUGCUUGAAACCUUGCACAAUGUCCUCCUGACCUUCCCAGGAUACGAAUGAGAAACAAGUCCCAAAAUAAGUCUCCCAGCAGGAUCCCAGAUGCCACAGCCUCGAAUAAAUGGGGAUGGGAGCCCCAGGGCCAUGCAGGAGGAGGCCUGCCUGUUGGGACAAUGCUGGGCACCUUUCUCUUACUGUCUGUCCAUUGCUGCUGGCAGUGCCCAUGCACUGCAGUGUGCACAAGCGCCCAUGCGCGCACACACACGCACAC
Messenger RNA from Rhineura floridana, 1522 nucleotides. It is a transcript of the gene APOA4, whose product is annotated as apolipoprotein A4. Bases 77 to 1183 code for a protein of 368 amino acids. Gene Ontology annotation, biological process: lipoprotein metabolic process; lipid transport. Gene Ontology annotation, molecular function: lipid binding. NCBI's taxonomy places the organism in Eukaryota, Metazoa, Chordata, Lepidosauria, Squamata, Rhineuridae. Gene Ontology annotation, cellular component: extracellular region. The record is from RefSeq and is a predicted model, not a curated record. The transcript is spliced from 4 exons.